AUGGCCCAGGUCAGCAUCAACAGCGACCCUGAUGAGUGGGGCUGGAGCACGGACGCCGGGGAGCGGGCCCGCCUGCUGCAAAGCCCCUGUGUGGACACGGCCCCCAAGACUGACGAGGAGCCUUCUCCCGGGGGUCCGAGCAGAGGCACCACUUCCACGCUUGGCGCCGUCUUCAUCGUAGUCAACGCCUGCUUGGGGGCCGGGCUGCUCAACUUCCCAGCAGCCUUCAGCACGGCCGGGGGCGUGGCAGCUGGCAUCACACUGCAGAUGGGCAUGCUGGUUUUCAUCAUCAGCGGCCUUGUCAUCCUCGCCUACUGCUCCCAGGCCAGCAAUGAGCGGACGUACCAGGAGGUGGUGUGGGCCGUGUGCGGCAGGCUGACCGGGGUGCUGUGUGAGGUGCUCAUUGCCGUCUACACCUUCGGCACCUGCAUCGCCUUCCUCAUCAUCAUCGGAGACCAGCAGGACAAGAUUAUAGCUGUGAUGGCAAAGGAGCCUGAGGGCGCUGACAGUGGGCCCUGGUACACAGACCGCAAGCUCACCAUCAGCCUCACCGCCUUCCUCUUCAUCCUGCCCCUGUCCAUCCCCAGGGAGAUCGGCUUCCAGAAAUAUGCCAGCUUCCUGAGUGUGGUGGGCACCUGGUAUGUCACCGCCAUCGUUAUCAUCAAAUACUUCUGGCCAGAUAAAGAGAUGAGCCCGGGGGCUAUCCUGACCAGGCCCGCUUCCUGGGUAGCCGUGUUUAAUGCCAUGCCCACCAUCUGCUUCGGAUUUCAGUGCCACGUGAGUAGCGUGCCUGUCUUCAACAGCAUGCAGCGGCCCGAGGUGAAGACCUGGGGUGGGGUGGUGACAGCCGCCAUGGUCAUAGCCCUUGCUGUCUACAUGGGCACGGGCAUCUGUGGCUUUCUGACCUUUGGAGCUGCUGUGAACCCCGACGUGCUCCUGUCCUACCCAUCAGAGGACGUGGCCGUGGCCGUGGCCCGAGCCUUCAUCAUCCUCAGCGUGCUCACCUCCUAUCCCAUCCUGCACUUCUGUGGGCGGGCUGUGGUGGAAGGCCUGUGGCUGCGCUACCAGGGGGUGCCGGUGGAGGAGGACGUGGGGCGGGAGCGGCGGCGGCGAGUGCUGCAGACGCUGGUCUGGUUCCUCCUCACCCUGCUGCUGGCCCUCUUCAUCCCCGACAUCGGCAAGGUCAUCUCUGUCAUCGGAGGCCUGGCCACCUGCUUCAUCUUCAUCUUCCCAGGGCUGUGCCUCAUUCAAGCUAAACUCUCUGAGAUGGAGGAAGUCAAGCCAGCCAGCUGGUGGGCUCUGGUGGGUUACGGAGUCUUCUUGGUUACCCUUGGCGCCUUCAUCUUUGGCCAGACUACAGCAAAUGCCAUCUUUGUGGACCUCUUGGCCUAA
Messenger RNA from Elephantulus edwardii (Cape elephant shrew), 1392 nucleotides. It is a transcript of the gene SLC38A7, whose product is annotated as solute carrier family 38, member 7. Gene Ontology annotation, molecular function: L-glutamine transmembrane transporter activity; L-serine transmembrane transporter activity; L-aspartate transmembrane transporter activity. Bases 1 to 1392 code for a protein of 463 amino acids. The transcript has 10 exons. Gene Ontology annotation, biological process: amino acid transmembrane transport. Lineage: Eukaryota; Metazoa; Chordata; Mammalia; Macroscelidea; Macroscelididae. The record is from RefSeq and is a predicted model, not a curated record.